Molecule: messenger RNA, 1293 nt
Organism: Anopheles marshallii
Lineage: Eukaryota; Metazoa; Arthropoda; Insecta; Diptera; Culicidae
Exons: 3
Coding region: 1-1293 (430 amino acids)
Molecular function (GO): protein binding
Source: RefSeq, a predicted model, not a curated record
AUGGCAAACUUUAACCAUAUGCCCAAUGAGAUUUUGGAAGAGAUAUUCGAUCAUCUCGAUUAUCGGACGCGCCGCAAUCUGACGCUAGUGUGUCGACGAUGGAACACUGUCCUGCUAUCGCAACGAUUCAUUGCCCGCAAUGUAACGCUCCUGAUCGAUGGACAACGUACGCUUGUGCUGCACAAACAUCCCAUCCAAAGAGGUUACCCAAAUUUGACACUCAAACUGGACAACGCCAUCAACGGGGAUGCCUUCAAAGGGUUACGCUUGCUACCGACAAUCGUCCCAUCACCGUCCAACGUGAAGCUGCAGCUGGUGUUUCCGAACGAUCCGCGCUGGGUCGCGUUAUGCGAAGCACAGUUUAUAAACCUUCGCACCGUACAAACGUUCCAUCUGAUGGGCUGUUGCCGUACGGAACAUCCGCGCAAACCGCUCACGAUACAAAUGGACCAGCUGCAUACGCUAAACCUGGAGUGCAGUGGCGUGCAGGACCUGUGCCUAGUGGCGCCCAAACUUUCGCGCCUUCAUCUACACGUGCUGUCUGAGGAACAUCUCGAUUUUCUGCUACAUUUCAUCCACCAGUUAAAGGCGCUUAGCAUCGUGUUCGACUCGAAGGAGAGCUACUUUUUCUACAACCUCAAACCGAACAAUUUGCGCGAGCUUGCGAUCGAUCGGCGCCAGAAAGGUAUGACGAAGAGUGAGCGAAACAUUAGCAUUGCAUUCUUCAAGCGUCUGAAUCACCUGCAGCGGCUGGAGCUGCGUGUGAAGUUUGUCGACAGCUACGUACUGCACACCAUAGCGAACGCACUGACGCAGUUGGUUGAGCUGUCGCUUGAGGUGGCCGAAGGUACGAUCGAGCUAAAGCACAUCGCGAACCUAACCCGACUCAACCGGUUGCGCAUUGUGGCGUGUCGCGUGAAUUUACAAAGCGUGCACUUACCAGCGCUGCGAACGUUGGAGCUUGGCUCGGCAGAACUCCCCGGUACCUACCUCGAGGGCAUCGAAGGACUGAUGGCUUUCCAUCGGAUGCGAUCGUUAACGUUGAUGAAUGUGAAGGUUUACCCGGAGAUGCAGCAGCUCACGCCAACGUACAGCGUAGAGCGGAUGGUUCUUGCCUAUUACCGGCGGCUGGAGGAGACUCACCUUCUGAUACUGGUCAAACGGUUCCCCGCAUUGCGCUGGCUUCGGGUCAGCCACUGUCACGGUGUUUAUAGGCGAGAAAUGGACAAACUGAAGCGGAUGAUGCCGACGUUAGCGGUAGCGUUCGACGAGGCUAAAAGUGAUAGAAUUUAA